Dovyalis caffra is the source of this 295-nucleotide messenger RNA. The record is from the annotation of a GenBank genome assembly. NCBI's taxonomy places the organism in Eukaryota, Viridiplantae, Streptophyta, Magnoliopsida, Malpighiales, Salicaceae.
AUGUUUUUCUCUUCUGAAUCAAAAGCCACCAUCACGAAGAAUAGUAGCAACUGGCCAGGUGAAGAAAGUCAUGCCAACUUGCGCUUAUUCUCUUCUAAUGAACUCAAAAUUGCCACCCAAAACUUCUCUUCCUCUAACAAGAUUGGAGAAGGUAGCUCUGGCUCUGUGUACAAGGGUUGGCUGGAGAAUGGUUCUGUAGUGGCUGUGAAGGUUCUUUCAGUUGAAAUUGAAUCUAUGCGUGGAGAGAGAGAAUUCGUGUCUGAGUUAGCUGCACUCCUCCUAUGUACUUUACUAG